Mya arenaria is the source of this 873-nucleotide messenger RNA. Its product is annotated as gamma-aminobutyric acid type B receptor subunit 1-like. Gene Ontology annotation, molecular function: G protein-coupled GABA receptor activity. Gene Ontology annotation, biological process: gamma-aminobutyric acid signaling pathway; G protein-coupled receptor signaling pathway. The record is from RefSeq and is a predicted model, not a curated record. The coding region runs from base 1 to 873 and encodes 290 amino acids. The transcript has 6 exons. Gene Ontology annotation, cellular component: G protein-coupled receptor heterodimeric complex; membrane. Lineage: Eukaryota; Metazoa; Mollusca; Bivalvia; Myida; Myidae.
AUGGCUGUCGAUGAUAUAAAUGCGAAUGAAAAUAUUAUUCCGAGAUAUAAUAUCUCCAUUGACAUCAUUGAUUCAAAGUGUGACCCCGGUGUGGCAGUGUUUAGGAUGACGGAGAUGCUACACACGGGUCCACAGUACGUAAUGGUGCUCGGUGAUGGAUGCUCAGUCGUGUCCGAGGCCACGGCACAAGUCUCACAUCUCUACAAUGUAACACAGCUAUCCUACGGCUCUUCAUCCCCGAUCUUAUCUGACCGGAAGCGCUAUCCCCGUUUUUUCCGCAUCACUACACCUGAUCAGAAACUGAAUGAGGCCCGGCUGGAAAUUAUGAAGACGUUUGGAUGGGUAAAGGUGGCAACCAUCCAUCAUGCACAGGAGUUCUUUUCAGCUGUUACAGACGACUUCGUUAAGAAAGCAGCUCUUUACAACGUCUCGAUAGUUUCCCAGGAAAUAUUUGUACACCAUCCGACAGCCAGGGUGGAAAACAUCAAGGCUUACAAAUCCGGUCUAUACGGCCCAAAAAUAGUCUGGGUGUUUGUUGGGUGGUUUUCUGAGACGUUCUGGUUGCUGCCUCAAGAUGACGUACCGUGUACACCGGAGGAGAUGACUGCAGCCGCAGAGGGAGCGUUCCUCACUGCCGCAACGUAUUAUAAUCCAGUCGAGGAGAGAGGCAUUGCGGGAAUAACAGAUUUUAUAAAAACAGUUUCAGAGUUCUUCGAGCGAUAUUACAGUGACCCUGGUUACGACCAAAAGUACGACAUCUACCGGUUUAUGGUUGGACAAGUUUACGACCAUCUGUGGUUAGCAGCUCUCACCUUAAACUGCACCAUCAACGAGCUCAAGAGGCGAGGUAUACCCAUGAUUACAGCUUGGUAG